This is a messenger RNA of Thyridium curvatum, 630 nucleotides long. RefSeq lists its product as uncharacterized. Bases 1 to 630 code for a protein of 209 amino acids. The record is from RefSeq and is a predicted model, not a curated record. NCBI's taxonomy places the organism in Eukaryota, Fungi, Ascomycota, Sordariomycetes, Thyridiales, Thyridiaceae. The transcript is spliced from 2 exons.
AUGAGGCUCCUUAGUACCAUCAGCACAUGGCUGGCCCUACUAGCUCUCAGUCAUGCUGCCGUCGAUGACAGCUGCGAAAACGAGGGCCCGAAUAUGGCUUCGUACAUGGACGCCAAGAGCGGUGUCACGUACAAGCUGGCAAUUCCGGCCGUGAGCAGGCCACAGUUCCCGCUCUUGAUGUCCAUUACUGCCCCCAAGAACGUUACAUGGGCUGGCUUCGCGACCGGAGGUGCCAUGGUUGGUGACCCGCUUCUUGUCGCCUACCCCAAUGACGACACUGCUGUCGUGAGCAGUCGCUGGGCGACAUCGCACACUCCUCCCGCCCUGUAUAACAACACCAAGAUCACCGUGUUCAAGAGCAGCGGCUCGAAUGCGACACACUGGACUGCCAACUUCAUCUGCUGCAAGGGCUGCAGCUCGUGGAUCAAUGGUUCGAUCGACCCGCUCAGCCACAACGAGACCUUCGGCUUUGCAGUGAGCAGCAAGCCGGUUGCCCUGCCAUCAAGCCCCAGCAGUCCCAUUGGAUACCACAACGUCAAUCAUGGCAGAUUCGGUCUUGACAUGAGCUCGGCACGGAAUGACGCUGAGCAAUUUGCGGCACUGGUCAAGACCUUCAAGGCGUCUGCCUAG